Molecule: messenger RNA, 881 nt
Organism: [Torrubiella] hemipterigena
Lineage: Eukaryota; Fungi; Ascomycota; Sordariomycetes; Hypocreales; Clavicipitaceae
Source: the annotation of a GenBank genome assembly
AAAACAAAAAAAACAUGUCGGCCUAUCCCGUUUUGAGCUUAUUCACUGAGAGCCAGCUCCAGGAGCUUUACACAGCACAUUCUCAAGCGGCGACAACCAAGAUUCGCUUGGCUGGCAAAGCUCGCCUGGUUCGCAUCCCUGGCACGAAAGCAGCGGUGGCCUGGGCCAGCGACAGACAAAUGCAUAACGGCGUACCAGGUGGUGCAUUAGCACCUAGUGACGAUCCAACUAGCGCUGUUGGUGCUGUAAUGGGGGGUGCGCUCACCGGUAGCAAAGAAAGCGCACCAUCACCCUGCCAUUGGAUCGUGUGGCCAGCACCGCAACCGACGCUUGAGCAGGCGCUAUUAAGCCACGGCUUUGUUGUGGACGAUGACGAGCCGGCCAUGGUAGCAAAUCUAGAUGAGGACGAAGAAAAGUUGAUUCAAAUGCAUAGGCUGGCCGUAGCAGGUGCUGGGACAGACUUUGAGGUUACCCCUGUGGAGGAUGGCGAUACGCAAGCCCUGUCCGACUGGAUAACGACCUGGGGAUGUGGCAAUACGCCUAUAGAGGUGCUAAACGAUUACACUGUUACCUACAAAGCGAUGCUGAGAGACCUACCCCGAAGCGAGUUUAGUAUGUUCGUUGGCCGAGUGGACGGCCAGGCAGUCGGGACCGGCAUUAUGCUCUAUGCCGAGGGCGUUGCAGCGGUUCAUUAUAUUGUUACCUUGCCCGAAUUUCGCAGGAGAGGAAUCGGGAAAGCGCUUACACUGCACUCCAUGAUGCUCGCACGCCGACAGGGUUAUAGAAUUGCGAUGCUAACGGCCAGUAAGGACGGGCAGGGCGUAUACGAAGCUCUAGGCUUCCGCAAGUUUGGUCAACAAACAACAUACUUGUGGGGUUAG